Molecule: messenger RNA, 1560 nt
Organism: Corythoichthys intestinalis (scribbled pipefish)
Lineage: Eukaryota; Metazoa; Chordata; Actinopteri; Syngnathiformes; Syngnathidae
Gene: pln1
Product: phospholamban 1
Exons: 2
Coding region: 225-386 (53 amino acids)
Biological process (GO): negative regulation of calcium ion import into sarcoplasmic reticulum; negative regulation of ATPase-coupled calcium transmembrane transporter activity; negative regulation of heart rate
Cellular component (GO): membrane; sarcoplasmic reticulum
Molecular function (GO): ATPase inhibitor activity
Source: RefSeq, a predicted model, not a curated record
UCUCUCUCUCUCUCUCUGUUUACAGCUUUGAAUAUCUGACAUUUCUUUCUCCCUCAAACACCAGUCAGACCUGCUUUCAUCACAAAGAAGAAAUAAACGUUCCUUUGGCAUAACCAGUCAGGACCAGAACUACUCACAUCCAGCAAUAUCUUGAUGUCCUGAGUCCAUCUUGCUAUCUCGACUUCACAGUCUUUUCAGCUAUAGAAGAACGCAACAGUACAAACAUGGAGCGUGUCCAGCACAUUACGAAGUCAGCCAUCCGUCGCGCGUCUCAAAUCGAGGUGACUCCGCAGGCUAGGAGGAACCUGCAGGAGCUCUUCGUCAACUUCACCCUCAUCCUUAUCUGCCUGCUUCUCAUAUAUAUCAUCGUCCUGCUGAGCAGCUGAUGCUGCAACUGUGGACUGGGCACCCUCACACUUCAUUCACCCACUCCAUGUGUGACUGCAUGUAUCCCUAAUGCUGCUCCAAGUUUGUCCACAACUUGGUGAAAUUUUUUUAAACUGAAGAGUGAGCGAGCUAUAGUAUACACCUGUCGGCAGUAUAGAGUUGGACAUUUUGCACAUUUACCAGAAAGGUUGUGUCACAUUUACUUUAAAACAUAAACAAUGUGUGACACUCACAGCUACUCAAGACUUCCACAGGUUGGUUGACGUCUCACUCUUAUUCUGAAAACGAAAGACAAAAUCAUUGCUUGUUGUGCACUGUUCAAUAAACACAAAGAAACCAUGGCUAUGAAUGAGAACAUUUUCUCUUUUUUUAUAUUCACAUGGACUCUUGGCAUAUGCUUUAUGCAGUCAAAAGACAAUCAUAGCAUACGGAUGUUCUGGGAAAUUUAAGAUUACAGCUGUCAUUUUCACUGAGAGACAUACUAGUAUGGAAAUGAAGGCCAGUUACCGUAAUGGGGGGAACUAUGACUACACUAGACAAAAUGAAGCUUCUUUCAGAAUUGAGCAUAAAUGAUUUGUAGUCUCAGCCUCUUAAAUGUGCUAUUGGAGGAAGUGUGGUCAAGUAGCCUUUGACAAAAAUCCCAAAAUCUGUUGAAGGUUAGAAUCCUUUAAAUCUAAGCGUGUUCCGAACAGCAUUUCUGCUUUAUGAAUUAGAUAUGCCUAUUGAUAAUCAAAUCAGUACACAGUGAGACUUUGCAUGAAAGUAGCUUUGUUAAAUGUUGGUCUACCAAAUGUACAUCUUUUUGCAUUUUGCAGUCACAAUUUAUCAUAAACAAAAACAAAAAAAUAUAUAUAUAUAUAAUACCCUACCAGGCCUGAAACAUGGCUGUAUGUUGUGAUGUUCUCUUCAUUGUUCUUUUAAAACUUCAACAUUCCAAAUAAAACACACAAGCACAACAAUGUUCAGGUAUUUCUUCACAAAAAGUGAUCUGUCAAACAUGACAAUACACAAAAGCCAAAGUGCACAACCAGAUAUUUACUGUUUAAUAACAUACAACAGAAAUUAUAUAAAUAUAAACAUUGUUAUAAUUGUUGUACAUUUACGUCAAGACAAACAAAAGUCUAUAAGUCACAAGAUUGAAUCCACUUUCACCCCAGUUCAAAUAGCAAACUU